AUGCCACGCGUAAGGGAACUCCUGCUCAUUUCAUACUUCGCGCUGCUGCCCCCCUUGGCUCUCAUUCCCCCUGUGCUCAGAACCAGCUGCAUGCACGUAGGAAGCGACUACCUGCGCGACCUUCUAAAAAUGGGCGUAUUUGAAAAAAACAGCACAAAAAUAAAAAAGGAGGUGUUCGAAAAUAUAAACCGUACGCACGAAACCUACUCGUCAUGUAAAACCUGCAUCAAACUCAUUCAGCUGAUAGGGAAAAUAAUCCAAAAGAAGAAAGAACUAUAUGUAGACAUAGCCAUAGAAGACACACUGGAAACCAACUUGUGUGAUUCCAACCUCUGGCACGAACAUUUCAACUACGACGAAUUGUUGUAUAGUGAACAUGUUCUCGAGUAUUGCAAGCAAACGCUGAACCUCACUAGGGAUAGCAUAGAACAGCAUAUCUACCAGCUUUACAACAACCAGGAAUUAUUUUAUCGCACAGUCUGCUUACCUAUCAACCCACUAUGCAAAACUGCCAUUCAGGAGGAGAAAAGUAACCUCAGCACAGACUCCAAAGUUAAACUGAUAUAUCAACUAUACUGUGACUAUUUAACUGGAGAGGAAAACUAUAGGCAAACGAGCCAAGGAGUGCCAUAUAAAAAAAUCCAAACCGCAGAUGGCUCAAAUUUAACCCUGAAGAGAAGCGACUAUGCCGUUGUCCAAUCCGAAAUUGGGACAAUGCACCAGAAAAAAGUCACCGACGAUUUUGCAGCCAGGAAAUGGAGACUGCUUCGAAUUAGUGAGCUUGAAGACGACGUACUGGAGGUGUUCCUACGGAUGAAACAACAGGACGUCUUUAAGUUUCUGUUUUAUUGCAAAUCAUCUGAAGACCCCAUACUGGAAGUCAAAAUUAUAAUACACCGCGUAUCGGACAAUGUCGAUGCCAUCGUUAAGGGGAGUUACCACCACGAUUUGAUCACAAAUGACAGGCACUUUUUGCUAUACAAGCGGCCCGCUACAUGA
This is a messenger RNA of Plasmodium inui San Antonio 1, 999 nucleotides long. RefSeq lists its product as hypothetical. The record is from RefSeq and is a predicted model, not a curated record. NCBI's taxonomy places the organism in Eukaryota, Apicomplexa, Aconoidasida, Haemosporida, Plasmodiidae. Bases 1 to 999 code for a protein of 332 amino acids. The transcript has 4 exons.